This is a messenger RNA of Vollenhovia emeryi, 1227 nucleotides long. RefSeq lists its product as uncharacterized. The transcript has 7 exons. Gene Ontology annotation, molecular function: protein binding. The record is from RefSeq and is a predicted model, not a curated record. The coding region runs from base 1 to 1227 and encodes 408 amino acids. Lineage: Eukaryota; Metazoa; Arthropoda; Insecta; Hymenoptera; Formicidae.
AUGGAUCUGGAGUCGCCCUCGAAGAAGUUGUACGAAAGAAGCCGACCGCCUGCCGCGUCGACGUCGGCGAUCAUCACCGACGACGGGAUUCCCCGCGCCUCUCCACCUGUUACCCGAUGUCGUGUCGCGGCAAGAAAUCGUUUCCUGGCGCUGGUGGAUUCACAGAAAUUAACGCAGUCGCAAUCGAUACCGCAAAUUAAAUGUGAGGUGAAAAAGGAAGAGGGAAGUAAACGAGACGAGGAACAAGAGACGCGGAAGGAAAAAAUGAUGCAAAAAGAGGUGGGGAAGGAGGAGGCGAAGGAGACGAGUGGUAGUAGGAGAAAGAUGAGGAAGAAGACAGUGCGGAAGAAGUGGAGGAAGACGCUGGAAAAGAGAGCCCAGGCGAGAGGUAAAAGAGAGGCGUGCGUGCGAGACGUGAGGCUCGGCGAGGGAGGUGAGGGGGAGAGACGGUCCGAGUUGGGUAAGGUGAGGGCUCCUACGGUGCCCGAAGGACCCCUCAGUGCCAGAGAACAGAGCUCGGCUGGCGCCGGGACCAAGAGGAUGACCUUGGCGCGCAUCGCUAGGAUCUCGGUGGUCCUCGUGCUGCCGCUGCUGCUGCCGCUGCUGCUGCUGCUCGUCGUGGACGGAUCGUGGGCGCAGGCUUAUCCCCGCGAGAUCAAGCCAGGAUGCAGAUACGAGGGUCGCCGAUAUCAGGAAGGAACGGCUGUGGGUACGUCCGAGCCCUGCCUGCGGUGCCGGUGCGCCGAGGGCGCGUUGAGAUGCCGGCUCCGCGUGUGCCCGCGAUUGCCGAAUCCACCGCCGCCCGGCUGUCACGUUCGUUCGCCGGCCGACAACGUAUGUUGCGCCGAGCUGGUAUGCGGCGAAUCACGCGACGUCGAGAAUAUGUUGCGGCGAGCCAGUGUACAAACGAACGUGGAAGCUGAGGAUGAGGAGAAGCAUGCUCACCACUCACGUACGGAAGGGUGUCUGCACGACGGGAUCCGAUACGGCUCGGGGUCGGCGAUGAUGGGCUCGCGCCGAUGCGAAUACUGCUACUGCAUAUCCGGCUCGAGGAAAUGCGUCCGACCCAAGUGCCUGCUACCCUUGCCGGGAUGCACCCCGCUGUACGCGCCCCAUUCCUGCUGCCCGGUCGCCUAUAACUGCACCCACCACCAUCCGUCCACAAUGGCGCCGGUAUCGGGAAACGGUGAGUUCAAAUUGUUGUCAUUUACGAGCUGGUCCGCUUAA